AAGAGAUCAUGUACUCUCCUCGUCGUCUGAUUCUUCCGGUAAGAAAGUGAUAUGACGCGCCAUCGUCCCCAGAGCUACGGACAAAGAACUUGCACUGGCCGUGCCCAGACUGUCUUGCCUUCUCAAGGUCUCAACUGACUCGAAUUCAGCUUGCGUCAAAGGGCUGUCCGUGCGGGCCAUGUCGAAUGGCGACGACGACCGGACUGGUUCGCUUUCUUUUGUAUCCGGUUUUUCUUCGGUGUCAAUGGCCAGAGGCGCCAGGCCCUUCCCACCCGAAAUCUCAAUCGGCUUGGUCCAUAUCCUCACCGCUCCAUCAUGGCUGCCAGUCGCAAACAUGAACGGAUCCUCCGCGGCGUGGUUCCAUGCAAUACAAGUCAAAUCUCCAGAUUGCUGAGCGGCCCGGAUAUGCCGAAGCAGUGUCCCGCUUUCUUGGUCCCAGAUGUGAAUAUCCCCGGCUGUGACAUGAAGUCAGAGAGGUACCCAAAUCCAGAACAAGCACAUUGACUGACCUUUUCCGGCACAUAAGACCAGCUCAUCGUUCUUGCCGCCGAAGUAGCUUGGGCCAGCAAACUCGACCGAAUGUUUGGGCAUGUAACCUUGCCUUAGUGUCAAUCUAGCAACCAUUUGCGACGGAUGCUCGCGAUCCUUCACUAAAUCCAGCUUCCAUAAUUGCGGUGGUGCCUUCAUCUUCGUCAGCUGUUGGGAUGCAGACUGAAGCGGACGACCAGACCUUAUUUUCGUAGCUGACCAAUGCAACGAGACCGUUCCGUGUGGUGUUUCGGGCUAGGGUGACAUCACGGACAUCGUUGAGGACAGGUGUUUGA
This is a messenger RNA of Mycena citricolor, 824 nucleotides long. NCBI's taxonomy places the organism in Eukaryota, Fungi, Basidiomycota, Agaricomycetes, Agaricales, Mycenaceae. The record is from the annotation of a GenBank genome assembly.